CCAACUCCAACUCUUCGCCGGGGAUCGCUUCAUCCCAGCUGCUAGGAAUGCGUGGCCAGGAGGUUGCCGCUCGGCGCCACGGCCGCGGGUCUCGAACCGGGCGCCCUGAACUCCCGCUUCCCGUCGCUUCGGCAGCCCGGGUCCCGGGGACCGCAGGCCGGGCCCGGCGUGACCCCUGGUGAACCGCGGCCGCCGUUUCCCACCCCUCCCCUCCCAUCCUCCCUUCCCGUUUUACCCCGCCCCCUUCCCCCUCCCCAAGCCUGACAGCCCGCGAGCUGCCAAGCAGGGCGCAGCCAUGGGAAGAGGAGGCGGUCUAGGGAGCGGCGGCGGCGGCGGCGGUGGCAGCGGCGGCUGCUGCAGCGGCGGUGGCGGCGGCUGCUGCUGAGCCGAGGCGGCGGCGGGGACCCGGGAGGCCCCCGCGCCCUCGGCCCCAGCGCGGAUGCGAACCCGCGCUCUCUCUCCGGCGGCGAGGCUCGGAGGUCCUACAGGUAUGGAUCUCUGGCAGCUGCUGUUGACCCUGGCAGUGGCAGGCUCCAGUGAUGCUUUUUCUGGGAGUGAAGCCACACCAGCUACCCUUGGCAGAGCAUCCCAGAGUCUGCAAAGAGUUAAUCCAGGCCUAGGGACAAAUUCUUCUGGGAAGCCUAAAUUCACCAAGUGCCGUUCACCUGAACUAGAGACUUUUUCAUGCCACUGGACAGAUGGAGGUCGUCACGGUUUCAAGCGCCCAGGAUCCGUGCAGCUGUUCUAUAUUAGAAGGAGCACUCAAGAAUGGACUCAAGAAUGGAAAGAAUGCCCUGAUUAUGUUUCUGCUGGAGAAAACAGCUGUUACUUUAAUUCAUCUUAUACCUCCAUUUGGAUACCCUACUGUAUCAAGCUAACUAGCAAUGGUGGUACUGUGGAUCAAAAGUGUUUCUCUGUUGAGGAAAUAGUCCAACCAGAUCCACCCAUUGGCCUCAACUGGACUUUACUGAACAUCAGUUUAACGGGGAUUCAUGCAGAUAUCCAGGUGAGAUGGGAACCACCACCCAAUGCAGAUGUUCAGAAGGGAUGGAUAGUCCUGGAGUAUGAACUGCAAUACAAAGAAGUGAAUGAGACCCAGUGGAAAAUGAUGGACCCGGUAUUGUCUACAUCAGUUCCAGUGUACUCAUUGAGACUGGAUAAAGAAUAUGAAGUGCGUGUAAGAUCCAGACAACGAAAUUCUGAAAAAUAUGGCGAGUUCAGUGAGGUGCUCUGUGUAACACUUCCUCAAAUGAGCCCAUUGGCAUGUGAAGAAGAUGUCCGGUUUCCAUGGUUCUUAAUUAUUAUCCUUGGAAUAUUUGGGCUAACAGUGAUAUUAUUUUUGUUCAUAUUUUCUAAACAGCAAAGGAUUAAGAUGCUGAUUCUGCCCCCAGUUCCAGUUCCAAAGAUUAAAGGAAUUGAUCCAGAUCUCCUCAAGGAAGGAAAAUUAGAAGAGGUGAACACAAUCUUAGCUAUUCAUGACAACUAUAAACCUGAAUUCUACAAUGAUGACUCUUGGGUUGAAUUCAUUGAGCUAGAUAUUGAUGACCCUGAUGAAAAGACUGAAGGAUCAGACACAGACAGACUUCUAAGCAAUGACCAUCAGAAAUCACUUAAUAUCCUUGGGGCGAAGGAUGACGACUCUGGACGUACCAGCUGUUAUGAACCUGACAUUCUGGAGACUGAUUUCAAUGCCAGUGACAUGUGUAAUGGUACCUCAGAGGUUGCUCAGCCACAAAGGUUAAAAGGGGAAGCAGAUCUCUUGUGCCUUGACCAGAAAAAUCAAAAUGACUCACCUACUAGUAAUGCUACCCCUGCUACUAAGCAGCCCAGUGUUAUCCUAGCAGAGGAAAACAAACCAAGACCACUUCCUAUUGGUGGAACUGAGUCAACUCAUCCAGCUGCCCAUACUCAGCUAAGCAAUCCGAGUUCACUGGCAAACAUCGACUUUUACGCCCAGGUAAGCGACAUUACGCCAGCAGGGAGUGUGGUCCUUUCCCCGGGCCAAAAGAACAAGGCAGGGAUAUCCCAGUGUGACAUGCAUCCUGAAGCGGUCUCACUCUGCCAAGCAAACUUCAUCAUGGACAACGCCUACUUCUGUGAGGCAGAUGCCAAAAAGUGCAUUGCCGGGGCCCCUCACGUCGAGGUCGAAUCACGUGUAGAGCCAAGCUUUAACCAGGAAGACAUUUACAUCACCACAGAAAGCCUUACCACUACUGCUGGCAGGUCUGGGACAGCAGAACAUCCUUCAAGUUCUGAGAUGCCUGUCCCAGACUAUACCUCCAUUCAUAUAGUACAAUCGCCACAGGGCCUCGUCCUCAAUGCUACCGCCUUGCCCUUGCCUGACAAAGAGUUUCUCUCAUCGUGUGGCUACGUGAGCACAGACCAACUGAACAAAAUCAUGCCGUAGCCUUCUUUGAUUUCCCAUGAGCUAUAUACUUAAUGGCAAAGAGUUGGCUGGGGCAUGAAUGCUUAAACCAAAACAAUGUUUAAACCCUUUUUUGUUGGCAGUGAGAGUAUGGAUUCUAAAUGCCUUUUCCUGAAAUGUUGACAGAUGAUAUUAAAAAAAUAAGAAGAAGAAUGCUUAAUCAGAUAGAUAUUCCCGUUGUGAACUGUAAAUAUUUUAAAGAAUUGUCUCAAAGACUGUUUAGUGGCAGUGAUUGUCUUGUUAUUGUGGGUGUUGAUUUUGUGAAACUUAGCAUUGAAUGGCUAUGUUUUUAAUGUAUAGUAAAUCAUGCUUUUUGAAAAAGCGAAAAAUCAGGUGGCUUUUGCAGUUCAGGAAAAUUGAAUGCAAAUCAUAGCACAGAUAAUUUUUUUUAAAUUGGGAACUAAAAUUAUAGGUAAGAAGACAAAAAAUUGUUUGGAUAUGUAACAUUUAUUUUGGCAUAAAUUGAUAAAGAUAUUUUUAAUAAUUUACACUUCAAGCAUGGCUAUUUUAUAUUACACUACACACUGUGUACUGUAGUUCAUGCAGACCCGUCUAAAGAAUGUAGCAACUACAGUCUAAAGCUGGUUUAAUGCUCUGGUCAGUGCACCUAAAGAAAAACAAACAAGUUAGUUUUUUACAAGGCCCUUUUUAUACCUCCUGAAACUCCUUAAACAAUUCUAAAAGGAUUGUAAUUACCUGCAUUAUUGGAACAUGCUCGUUUUAUCUGAAUUUUUAAACUAAUAUUUGUUAAUUUAGAAAACUUUAAAAUGUUUGCACAAGUCAACUUAUCAUGAACCAAAAAACAAACAGCCAAACAGAAAACCCUUUCUUACCCAAAUUUUGGUUCAUGUCAGAGAGCUACAUACUAAGAGAAGUAGAAAGUAUAGCUGGUCCCUGUUGACCAGGUUGCUUGAGUGUUGCAGUUGCACAUGGAGUGAGUUUUUUCAUGAUCCGAGUUCACGCAGAUCAUGAGGGGUAAGCCCUAGAGCCUCCGCAGCAGUAUCUUCAAACACAACUUGAUUUUAUUUCAUAGUUCUAAGAAGGGAAUAAGGUACAAGAAGCACUUUGUAAGUUGAAGCAGGUCGAAAUGAAGUUAACCAGAUAAUGGAAUAAAAAGUUCAAGAAAUAGCUUUUUGUUUCACAGCCUAUAGCCAGACACAUCCUCAUUAUUCAUGGUAAUGAGAAACAGAAGGAACAAGAUUUUAAAUCCCCCCAGAUAACUCAAAAUUUACUUAAACCAAUAGCAGAAACUUUCUUCCUCACCAGGCCUUUUAUAGGAUUUAUUUAAAGAAUUAAAAGAAGAAAUUUCAUCAUUUUGUUAUUUCUCCUCAGAGUGGAUUGGCCUCAAAGCAGGGGAAGGAGAAGCCUGUGUAAUUUAUAAAUUAUUUUUCAAUCCCUGAAUAACCUAAACAUCAUUCUUCGGAGCAUUGGGAUUGCUCCUCAAAAGGUUUGUCAAAAAGAGAAGAAUCUCAUCUCACUAAAGAAUGCUUCUCACUUUAAGUAUUUUUUUUAAAAGGUUAAUAAAACUUUAAAGUUAGCUUUAACUUAAACAGUAUUUGCCAUUUAGCUCAGACCGUUUUGGGAAACAAGCUUAAUGGUUGGUAAUUUUAAAUUCCCUCUUUCUUGCAGGAAGGACAGUGAAAAGCUAGAAUUGGGUGUUUAUAAAGUUCAACAUGUUACUUCGUAAUAGAUGUUUAGUAGAUUUUCUGCUACCUUGCUGCUAUGGUUUUCUCUAAGAGCUACAUAAUUUAGUUUCAUAUACAAUUUCAUCAAUGUAGAACCUAAUUCAACUUAAAACUGUGUGUUUGGGAAAACUCUGACUAUUUCACAAUAGGCUGACAACAUUUCUAUAGCCAAAAAUAGCUAAAUACCUCAAUCAGUCUCAGAAUGUCAUUUUGGUACUUUGCUGGCCACACAAGCCAUUAUUCACUAGUAUGACUAGUUGUGUCCUGCAGUUUAUAUUUAACUUUCUUUAUGUCUGUGGAUUUUUUUCCUUCAAAGUUUAAUAAAUUUAUUUUCUUGGAA
Molecule: messenger RNA, 4450 nt
Organism: Ceratotherium simum simum (southern white rhinoceros)
Lineage: Eukaryota; Metazoa; Chordata; Mammalia; Perissodactyla; Rhinocerotidae
Gene: GHR
Product: growth hormone receptor
Biological process (GO): cytokine-mediated signaling pathway
Cellular component (GO): external side of plasma membrane; membrane
Molecular function (GO): cytokine receptor activity; protein binding
Source: RefSeq, a predicted model, not a curated record